AUGGUACCUAAUUCUUUGUUGUAUUGUUCACCUCAGGUUGAUAUAUACGGCUCCUGUGGGACUUUAACGUGUUCAAGGACGGAUGGCGAUAAAUGUUUUGAGAUGCUAAACACCGACUAUAAGUUUUAUCUGUCAUUUGAAAACUCCAACUGCAGGGAUUAUAUCACGGAAAAAUUCUUCGUAAAUGGUUUAAAACACGAUGUGAUACCAAUUGUAAUGGGCGCUGCCCCUGAAGAUUAUGAAAGAGCAGCACCUCCACACAGCUACAUACAUGUGGAUGAAUUCGAGUCUCCGCGAGAAUUAGCCGAGUACCUGCUUAAACUGGAUAAACAUGAUGCCCUGUACAACGAAUAUUUCCAAUGGAAAGGAACAGGGGAGCUAAUCAACACUUUUUUCUGGUGCAGAGUGUGUGCCCUUGCUCAUGAUGAGGACAGAGGGCAGUCCUGGUACCGAGAUAUAGAGGCAUGGUGGAACGGUGACGAUAUAUGCAUUGGAGAAAGGACUUGGAGAGGUGUCAAGCGAACUAAGAAAUUGAUAGCAGACUUGCCUAUUGUUCUUCCCCCAAAUCAGUGA
Messenger RNA from Candidula unifasciata, 573 nucleotides. The record is from the annotation of a GenBank genome assembly. Lineage: Eukaryota; Metazoa; Mollusca; Gastropoda; Stylommatophora; Geomitridae.